Molecule: messenger RNA, 2115 nt
Organism: Prionailurus viverrinus (fishing cat)
Lineage: Eukaryota; Metazoa; Chordata; Mammalia; Carnivora; Felidae
Gene: PUM3
Product: pumilio RNA binding family member 3
Exons: 17
Coding region: 16-1959 (647 amino acids)
Biological process (GO): regulation of translation
Cellular component (GO): nucleolus
Molecular function (GO): mRNA binding
Source: RefSeq, a predicted model, not a curated record
UCCAGAACUGCUACAAUGGAAGUUAAAGGAAAAAAAAAAAUCACAGGAAAAGAUGUGAAGACCUCACAAGAAAAAAACAUAUUUCAUAAAAACAGUGAUUCUGGUUCGUCAAAGACCUUUCCAAGAAAAGUUGUCAAGGAAGGUGGACCUAAAAUCACACCUAAGAACUUCGAGAAAUGUGCCACAAAACCCGGGAAAAAAGGUGUAAAGCAGUUCAAAAAUAAGCAGCAAGGGGAUAAAAUACCAAAGAACAAAUUCCAGCAGGCAAAUAAAUUCAACAGGAAGAGAAAAUUCCAGGCGGAUGGUAAAAGUGAUGAAUCAGUGGCCAAGAAACCGAAGUGGGAUGACUUCAAAAAGAAGAAGAAGGAACUGAAACAGAGCAGACAACUCAGUGAUAAAACCAACUAUGACAUCGUUGUUCGUGCGAAGCAGAUUUGGGAGACCUUACGACGAAAAGACUGUGACAGAGAAAAGAGAGUCAAGUUGAUGGGUGAUUUGCAGAAGCUGAUUCAAGGGAAGAUUAAAACAAUGGCAUUUGCUCAUGACUCCACUCGUGUGAUCCAGUGUUACAUUCAGUAUGGUAACGAAGAACAGCGAAAACAGGCUUUUGAGGAGCUGCGAGAUGAUUUUGUCCAAUUGAGUAAAGCUAAGUAUUCCAGAAAUAUCGUUAAGAAAUUUCUCAUGUACGGGAGUAAGCCGCAGAUUGCAGAGAUCAUGAGAAGUUUCAAAGGGCAUGUGAGGAAGAUGCUGCGGCACACGGAGGCGUCCUCCAUCGUGGAGUACGCGUACAAUGACAGGGCCGUCUUGGAGCAGAGGAACAUGCUGACGGAGGAGCUCUACGGGAACACGUUUCAGCUCUACAAGUCUACGGAUCACCCAACUCUGGACAAAGUAUUAGAGGUACAGCCCGAAAAGCUAGAGCUUAUCAUGGAUGAAAUGAAGCAGAUUCUAACUCCAAUGGCCCAAAAGGAAGCUGUGAUUAAGCACUCAUUGGUGCAUAAAGUAUUCUUGGACUUCUUUACCUACGCACCUGCCAAGCUAAGAUCAGAAAUGAUCGAAGCCAUCCGCGAGGCGGUAAUAUACCUGGCACACACACACGACGGCGCCAGAGUGGCCAUGCACUGCCUGUGGCACGGCACGCCCAAGGACAGGAAAGUGAUUGUGAAAACAAUGAAGACUUACGUUGAAAAGGUGGCUAAUGGCCAGUACUCCCAUUUGGUCUUAUUGGCGGCAUUUGAUUGUAUUGAUGAUACUAAGCUUGUGAAGCAGAUAAUCAUAUCAGAAAUUAUUAGUUCCUUGCCUAACAUAAUAAAUGACAAAUACGGAAGGAAGGUCCUCUUGUAUUUACUGAGCCCCAGAGAUCCUGCACACACAGUGCGGGAAAUUAUUGAGGUUCUGCAGAGAGGAGAUGGGAACGCACACAGUAAGAAGGACACCGCCAUCCGCCGGCGAGAGCUCCUGGAGGCCGUCUCUCCGGCUUUGUUAAGCUACCUGCAAGGACACGCCCGCGAAGUGGUGCUGGAUAAGUCUGCGUGCGUGUUGGUGCCCGGCAUUCUGGGAGCUGCCACGGGAGACGUCCAGCCCACCAUGAGCGCCAUCGCCGGCUUGGCGGCCGCAGAGUUGCACCCGGGCGGCCAGGACGGAGAGCUUCACGUCGCAGAGCAUCCUGCGGGACAUCUCGUUCUGAAGUGGUUAAUAGAACAAGAUAAGAAGAUGAAGGAAAGCGGAAGAGAAGGUUGUUUCGCAAAAACACUUGUAGAGCAUGUUGGUGUGAAGAACCUGAGGUCCUGGGCCAGUGUAAACCGAGGUGCCAUUAUUCUUGCUAGCCUUCUCCAGAGCUCCGAUCAAGAAGUUGCAAACAAAGUCAAGGCUGGACUCAAAGGCCUCAUUCCCACAUUGGAGAAAAACAAAAAUGCCAGCAAAGGAAUAGAAACGCUGCUUGAAAAACUGGCCGCAUAGUGGAGAUAGUUAAGAACAAGAUGGAAUCUUCUUUCCUGUUCUCUUUUCCCAGAGCGGGAAAGAAGGGCCAGGGGCCGCCUUCCUGGGAGUCUGGGUGCUCUGUAUAUGUGCUUCUUCUUUGUAUAAGAGUCUAUUUAUAAAACAGUUUUCUAAAAA